Coregonus sp. 'balchen' is the source of this 5070-nucleotide messenger RNA. The record is from the annotation of a GenBank genome assembly. NCBI's taxonomy places the organism in Eukaryota, Metazoa, Chordata, Actinopteri, Salmoniformes, Salmonidae.
AUGGGUGCUGGGGAGCACGAUGGAGAAUCUCUGACUGUGUCCUCUCUCCUCAGAUGGGCCCUGUGGUAUUUCAAAAACGACAAGAGCAAAAGCUGGACAGAGAACCUCCGUCUCAUCGCAAAGUUUGACACAGUGGAAGACUUCUGGGCGUGAGUACUCGUCCUCUCCCUCCUCCUCAUCCUCUUUUACCUCUCCACGCUAUGACAUCACCAUGACAGAGUGGAAAGAAGGGGGUUAUUCUAUUUAGCAGGGCGGAACGUUAAUUUGCAGCUAUAAAUGCAUUGUACAGAAUGGAAACAAGUUUCUAUUAUGUGGAGUAAAGGACUGAGGCAGUUCUAUGCAAUGCAUUGCUAUCUGUGCCCUGAAUGUGCCUCAUUAGUUAUCUCUAAAUAGAAAUGAUGGAGAAUGACAUGGAGAAUGACAUGGAACAGGACAUUUAUAAUCAUAGUGUCUAAUAUUGUUGCAUAUAGGCCUGUGUUUAAGUGUGUCUCUUGGUUUUGUGUUGUAGAUUAUAUAACCACAUACAGCAGCCCAGCAAGUUAGGCUUCGGCUGUGACUACUGCUUAUUUAAGGUAAGUUCACUUCUGAAACAAACAGUAUCCCUUCAGAGGACUUAUCGCUGUUCUGUUAAAUAAAAACAUCAGGGCCCGAAUGCAUAAAGCAUCUCAGAGUAGGAGUGAUGAUCUAGGAUCAGGUUUCCCCUGUCCAUUCAAUCUUAUUCAUUAUGAUCUAAAAGGCUAAACUGAUCCUGGAUUGGCACUUUUACUGUAAGACACUUUAUGAAUACGGGCCCAGGAUCAGGGUUUCCAUUAGGACAACAUGUCCGGGAAGAUUGUAAUUUACCAGCCAUUUGAGAAAUGUACCGGACCCAUAUGUAUUGGGUUCAUAACCCAUUAGGGCGUCCACCCACGGUGAUCAGAAUGACAGAAAUAACAUUUGGAUUAUGUUAAUGCAUCUUAACAGAACAUGCAACUCAUGUAAUGAAGCAGACAAUAAAACUUCAUUUUCAAACAUUUGCCAAAAUGCAAUUUGUGGGACAACACCAUUCUAAACAGCACACCUGGGAAAACACCAUUCUAAACAGCGCACCUGAUAGUGGUUCCAUUUGUGACAGAGAUGAAAAUCUCUGUUAGAAACUUAGAAAGAGGGGGAAUCUAAAGAUGCAACAACCGGAUGGGUUGCUAAUAUGACUAGGAUUGUUCCUUUUGCUUCUGGACAUCGAAAGAAAGUUGCUAUUAAAACCAGUAGAACAGGAGAGAAAUGGCAUAACGGUGGGUCCAAUAGGGAAGUAAAUGGAAAUACAUUUGCCAAAAUUAUAUAAUUACUCCUGUCUAUACAGAAAUAAAUGAAAUCAUUCAAAAUGCUUCACCAGAAAGCAUGACUUAGCCACAGAGGAAUCAAGGAUAAUUUGUUUCUUGUAAAAAAUAGCUCGUAGGCCUAUUUGGAAAGCCCGCCGUUUGGGCAGCACGCGUGGCAUGGCAAUAGGCCUAGCUGGUUAUUGAGUUGCAGCUGUCAGUGAAGAUAAUGUGUCUUGAGUAUAAUUUUUUAUGUUGAAACAAGACGGGGAAGUGGUGUGUGGCGAAGAGAUAGGCGAGUCUCUCGCCAGAAUGUCUCAGCUGUCUCCUGUCAAUUCAUUGUGUGAAUUAUUUGCACUUCGAUUUUUUUUUUUUUUAAAACCAAUUCCCCAUUACAUAUGUCACCAGUAGUAAAUGUACUAUUAAUCCCAAUUUGGUUACAUACAUUUUUUUAUUUAACCUUUUAUUUAACUAAGCAAGUCAGUUAAGAACCAAUUCUUAUUUACAAAGACUGCCUACCAAAAGGCUUAAGUCCUUCUGCGGGGAUGGGGAGGCCUUUUAAUGCAUGUAUUAAUUACAUUAAUUUACCGUUCUCAUUCUUGGAGUGGAAACGUUGUUUGCAGAGUUCACAACCCGCUACACUUGUGAGGAACAAGUUUGGGUUUAUUUCAUAACCAUCAUUUAGGAGAUGUGUCUAUUUUUGAGCAUGCCUGGUUUCCCUGUCCUGAUAAUGUUGAGGGAGCCUGCGCGCCUGAGCACGCAUAGAAGUACCUGGUCUGCUGCGCGGAAAUGAAGGGGAGUGUUGUUCUUUUGACAUCCAUUGCGAAUGAUGAUAUACAAUGAAUACAAAUAUAAACGCAACAUGUAAAGUGUUGGUCCCAUGUUACAUGAGCUGAAAGAAAAGAUCCCAGAAAUGUUCCAUAUGUACAAAAAGCUUUUUGCUCACAAAUUAGUUUACAUCCCUGUUAGUGAGCAUUUCUCCUGACAGGUGUGGCAUAUCAUGAAGCUGACUAAACAGUAUGAUCAUUACACAGGUGCACCUUGUGCUGGGGACAAUAAAAGGGGACAUUAAAAGGCAGUUUUGUCACACAACACAAUACCACAGAUGUCUCAAGUUUUGAGACAACCGAAGAAUUGCUGAACAAACUGUCAGAAAUCAUCUCAGGGAAGCUCAACUGCAUGCUCGUCGUCCUCACCAGGGUCUUGACCUGACUGCAGUUUGGCGUCGUAACCGACUUCAGUGGGCAAAUACUCACCUUCGAUGGCCAUCAGCAUGCUGGAGAAGUGUGUUCUUCAUGGAUGAAUCCCGGUUUCAACUGUACCGGGCAGUUGGCAGACAGCGUGUAUGGCGUCGUGUGGAUGAGUGCUUUGCUAAUGUCAACGUUGUGAACAGAGUGCCCCAUGGUGGCGAUGGGGUUAUGGUAUGGGCAGGCAUAAGCUACGGACAGCAAACACAAUUGCAUUUUAUCGAUGGCAAUUUGAAUGCACAGAGAUCCCGUGAUGAGAUCCUGAGGCCCAUUGUCAUGCCAUUCAUCCGCCGCCAUCACCUCAUGUUUCAGCAUGAUAAUGCACAGCCCCAUGUCGCAAGGAUCUGUACACAAUUCCUGGUUGCUGAAAAUGGCCAGUUCUUCCAUGGCCUGCAUACUCACUAGACAUGUCACCCAUUGAGCAUGUUUGGGAUCUCUGGAUUGACGUGUAAGAGCGUGUUCCAGUUCCCGCCAAUAUCAGCAACUUCGCACCGCCCUUGAAGAGGAGUGGUACAACAUUCCACAGGCCACAAUCAACAGCCUGAUCAGCUCUUUACGAAGGAGAUGUGUCGCGCUGCAUGAGACAAAUGGUGGUCACACCAGAUACUGACUGGUUUUCUGAUCCAUGCCCCUACCUUUUUUAAGGUAUCUAUGACCAACAAAUGCAUAUCUGUAUUCCCAGUCAUGUGAAAUCCAUAGACUAGGGCAUAAUUAAUUUAUUUUAUUUGACUGAUUUCCUUAUGAACUGUAACUCGGAUUUUGCCUAUAGGCUACUUUGAAGCAAGGUAAGACAUGCCUCAAAAUUUGCCGGCUAACGGAAACCCUGCCCAACAUGUACAUUGCGGUCAAAUUAGCUAACAUUCCCCGACCGCUCUCUGUGUGUUUCAGGAUGGGGUCAAAUUAGCUAACAUUCCCCGACCGCUCUCUGUGUGUUUCAGGAUGGGGUGAAGCCGAUGUGGGAGGAUGACAAGAACAAGCUGGGCGGGAGGUGGCUGAUGACCCUCAGCAAACAGCAGAGACAAAUCGACCUCGACCGCUACUGGAUGGAGACGGUAAGCAUCAUUAUCCUUAAACCUGGGUCCUGUUCAUUAGGCACCAAACGGAAGAAAAUGGGACUGAAACAAGGAUGGACUACCUGAACUCAAAGCUCAUUUUUGUUUUCCAUUGCUAAAUGUUUUAGAAUGUUUCCCGUUUUGCGAUGGUCCAGGUAGUCCCUGCAUCUUUUUAGUCAGUUUUCUUCCGUAUGGUACCUAAUGAACACAACCCUGCUGCAACUCUCCAUGACUAUACUUCCAGAGGAUUGUCAAAUAGUCUUCUGUAUGGGACGGAUCGCUAGAGGGCAACUUAACACGUAAAGAACAUUUUAUUAAUUCCAUAGUAUCAUGUACCGUACUUGAUGUGUGAUUUGUGUGUGUUGUAGCUGUUGUGUUUAAUUGGUGAGUCGUUUGACGAGGCCAGUGAAGAUGUGUGUGGAGCGGUGGUCAACAUCCGACCCAAGGGAGAUAAAAUAGCCAUCUGGACCGGGAACUGUCAGAACAAGGAAGCCAUCGUGACAAUAGGGUAGGUUAUCUUUCUGGCCUUUUGUCAAUUGGGGAAAAGUCUGUCCUUUCCUCCACUCCUCUGUGGCUUGGAAACUGAUAAGUGGUCACUUUGUUAAUAAGUGAACAGAGGAUUUUCUUCCUAUCCUCGAUUGCAUUCCUCCAGCGGAGGAUGCUCAGUUGUAUCCUACCGCGGAAGAGUUUUGAAAUCAGCCACACACCCUUUGAAACAGCAGUUGUUUUCUAGAAGGAGAAAAGUGUGCGAACAUUGAUUAGAAACGCUACUUAUUAUUUUAUCAAAAGAUGUCUAGCACAUCUAGCUAGUUUCUUUUUACCACUUUACACAUGUAUUUUGGGAUUGCACACCUGUAAACGUCAUUUGCCUAAUGAAACACUAGAAGAGGAGUCUAAUUUCAUACUAGCGCAUUUGUUUCUAAGUUUCCUCUUGCUUACCUUUGACCUAUUUCAAAAGGAGGUAAGGACUGAGGAAAGGACGCAAGGAGUUGAAAAAAUCAAAUUGAGAAUCUCACUCUCUCAUGCGCACACACACACACACACACACACACUUUUAUCCACCAAUUACACAUUUCAUUUGGGCACAUAAGCGACUUCUGUCUAUGUGCAUUCUGUAUAGUAUGUGUAUUGAACAAGUAAAGAUAAUGAUAUUUAUGUUAUUCAAAUGAAAAACGUUUCAAUUGAAAAGGCUUUCCUUCAAGUUACCCCGGGAGUGCAAAAAGUGUGUAGUUGGCAGAAAUGCCAUCAGUUCUGAGACUAACGGUACUGCACUGUUUCUAGUUCCCCACUAGGUGGAGACAAUGCAUGUAAGACUGUACUGAGACCCUAUUCAAUAUUAUCUCCCUCAUCUCUCUCUCCAGACAACAGUAUAAAGAGCGCCUGAGUAUCCCCAUCAAGCUCCUGAUUGGCUACCAGUCACACGAUGACACGUCUAGCAAGAGUGGUUCCACCACCAAGAACAUGUACUCAGUCUGA